This is a messenger RNA of Drosophila nasuta, 2077 nucleotides long. RefSeq names its product FAST kinase domain-containing protein 5, mitochondrial. Bases 104 to 2026 code for a protein of 640 amino acids. The transcript is spliced from 2 exons. NCBI's taxonomy places the organism in Eukaryota, Metazoa, Arthropoda, Insecta, Diptera, Drosophilidae. The record is from RefSeq and is a predicted model, not a curated record.
GCCGCUGUUAUUAGUGCGUGCAUUUACUGUUUUGGUUUUUGUCCCUGACAUAACGCCGAAUGUGUAAAUCUCGACAAGUGAUGAAUUAAACCAUAGUCAAAACAUGCUGUGGAUUACAAGGAUAAGCUUGCAACGUGGCCUGGCCAUCGUGCAGCAGGCGCAACGUCCGCUGCUGUACCGUGGCAUACGCACAGCGCCCACAAUGCCGGCUCGUCUCUUCGUCGAUGCGGAGAAUCAGUAUGCGCACAGCAUUUUGUCUGGCUCUCUCAAGCCGUACCAAAUUGCCCGUAUUGGCGACUUAUUCAACAAUGCAGCGGCCAGCUGUGAAGAGGCGCCACAACAUGUGCUAGCGCCAACUGAGCAUAGAACAAAACCUGCCGAUUUGUACGAGGAUCUGUUGGCGCUUGUUCAGUUUUGCGCCCAGACGCAAACACAGAUCAGUGACGAACGCUUUGCGGACUUUGUGCGCAUCUUCUGUGAGGAAAUGCACCGUCUCAGUGACGAACAGUUGGUGGGCUCGCUGCGCAGUCUGCAACAAUUGCCCACACCGGAGUCCACGAAAACGGCCAACUACAUGGAACUGUGGAACACGCUGGACAUCGAGUGCUGUCGCCGCAUUGAGGGCUGGUCAAGUGCCCAGCUGCUGCUGGUGAGCGAUGCCUGGUAUCAGCUGGGAUUGGUGCGCAUCGGUGAAUUUGUGUGGUUGGCGCUGCGCAAGCUGGGACGCAAGGUGCGCAAGUUGCCGCCGGAGCAAUUGGUGCAAUCGAUGUUUCUAUGCAAUCUGUUGCGCCGACCGGUGUUCGAGAUGUUCGACUUCGAGCACAAUCUGGCACAGUGUGUGCAACAGAUGACACUCCCGGAGUUGGGCGUCAUGGCGAUGGGUUUCUUCAAGACACAGACACCCAUUCGUAAUCCGGAGUUGUUGCAGCAGCUCUUCGACCGCCUGGAGGCGCAACUGGACACCGUCGAGGACAUUACGCUGGUGGCGCUGCUCAAGAUCUUGCGCUACAGCAGCAAGCUGCAGCAAGUGGAUGCGGUGAAUCAUUUGCUGAACGCGUUGCAGCCACAAGUGGAGCGCGUCUCCCUUCUAACGUGUCUCCACAUGGCGCUGCUUGGCUGCGAGCUGCAGACGUGCAACGAUGAGCUCGUCGAGCGCAUACUGCUGCGCUUCGAGCACUCCCUGGACGAGGCGCGACUGAAGGAUUUGGAGCGCAUUUGUCUGGUCAUUGCACUGUUCAAUUUGCGCACACCCAGUGGUGUGGAGCACCGUCUGGUGCAGCGGGUGCCGCAGCUGCUGCGCAGUCGCAUCGAUGAGAUCCUACGCUAUCCACGUUGCUACACCAAUUGCCUGCAAUUCCUCAGCAUGCGGCAAGUCUGCGAUAUCGAGCUGUUGACCGUGGCGCUCGAGCCGCGCUUCGUGCGUCACGUCUAUCGCAGCGGGAUGCCGGGCCGGGAGUACUUCCAUCUGGACAGCUUGGCCCAGCUGCUGGGCGCGGAGUACACGGGUGCGUUCCUCACCGAGAAGCAGCGCCAGCAAAUGGGCAAAUUGUACACACAAUAUGUGCCCGAUGGCAACUUCAAGCUGAACAAAACGGAUCGCGUUAUGCUGGAGAUUCGCGAUGCUCUCGGCAGUCUGCUGCGCACUCACGUCCAUGCCAAGCAUCUGUUGCCCCACUUUGAUCGCUGUGAUCUUGUCGUCUGCUACGAUCGCCAGCACCAGCGCGUGUUGCCCCUGAGUGCUGACUGUCCGGCGGAUUACACUGGUGUCCUGCUGACGCGGCAGCAUCUACUCGGCGAGCGGGAGGCGCCGCAUGUGGAGACCCUUGUGGUUGUCGUCGCGGGGUGGAAUAAUGUGAUCAGGGACAAGGAGCGGCCGACGGGACAGUUUGCCAUGAAAUUGCAGCAGUUGCGGCAGAUGGGACACAAACCCAUUGUGAUCUAUUGGCAUGAAUGGCGCGAACUGGAAACGUCAGCGGAUCGUCAGGACUUUCUGAAGCGUCGGCUGCGCCAGGCGGCCAACAUAUGACAGGCGAAGGGCAAGGAUGUGGAAGGGCGGGCAGAGGAGCACUGUCUGAAU